AUGGCGGUAGGCGAGGCUGAAGGCAGUAUUGGCCGUCAGGAAAUGCCCAUCACUGGGCCAUCAGGAUACCAGGCGCAAGGCAGAAGCUCGGGACAAGUGGAGGAUCCUUGGAGACUGAAGACAGUCUUGACCUUAGAUGGAGGGGGCGUGCGAGGCUACGGUAGCCUUCUGAUGCUGCAGGUACUGAUGGAAGAGGUCGCGAAGCUAGAGCAAAACCCCGACCAAGAAGAUGGCCGGCAUGAAUCGAGCUUUAGCCCUUAUGGAAAACCCAAGAGCAAAGUCAAGAGCCAGCCUGGCUCAAGAGUGGGUACUUUGGAAGAGACUACUACCAGGGCCAGGACCGAGACGAUGAACAAUUCGUCGCGUCCACCAGUAGCCGACAGCGGUGCUCCACAGGAAACCCUCAAACCCUCCUGUUCGGGCUACCUUCCGUGUCAUUAUUUUGAUUACAUGGGCGGUACUAGUACCGGGGGGCUCAACGCUAUCAUGCUUGGCCGUCUAAGAAUGUCAGUAGAUCAGUGUGUCUGCAAUUAUCCGUCCAUGGCGGAAAAAAUCUUCUCCAAGGCCCGCAGGAUGCAAGUCAAAGGCUGGCCCAACAGCCGAUAUGACGCGCAAAUGCUAUCAGACGCCAUCCAGGAGGUUGUAUGCGUACGGACUGGGAAGGACGCGAAGGAUUACAUCAGGAACUUCGAGUCCCCGGAUGAUUUAUGCCGGACUUUCGUGGUGGCAAAGAAGGUAGCACCUGAAGGAAACGCCGAGGACCCAUGUAUAUUUCGCAGUUACGCCAACAAUGGAUCUCCUCAAGCCGCACGCCGAGGUUUGGGGCCCACCACACCUGGCCUUGCCAGCAAAGAUCCUAUCUGGAAGAUUGGCCGUGCUACUGCUGCAGCUCCAACGUAUUUCGAUCCCAUGAAAAUAGGCGAUGAUCUUUACUCCGAUGGAGGUAUGGGAUACAAUAAUCCGGCAGAGGAAGGCUAUUCCGAAGUAUUACACAAGGAGGGAUUCUUCCAGCGCAGUGACUGUACCGUUCCUAUCCGCUUGUUUCUCAGUAUUGGAACUGGAGGCAGCGACCAGAAUAGGCCGCCUGACAAUCCCACCCAGACCACUCCCACGGCACAACCGAACGGAAAGAAAAAGAAAAGAAAGAGGCGUUUCAUCCUGGGCCAUUUGGGCGAUCUGGGGGCUAGAUUGCAGAAAGAAGUAGUCAAAGCAGAAGCUGUUGAUCGCCGUAUGCGCGAAGUGAGUUUCAAGGAGCGAUGGCCGUACGUAAGAUGGACGGGUGGCGAAGACCUGGCGAAGUUAGAUCUGGAUAAAUGGAAAUCGAAGAAGAGAGGCAAAAAGAAAGGAGACGAAGAGAAGGAAGGCAAGAAGAAAGAGGAGAAGAAAAAGAAAAAGAAAAAAGACAAGAACACGCAAACUGAAAUCGAAGGCUGGAUUCACGGCUACAUGAAUGAUCCAAUCCGUCGAGAAGAGGUCAAGAAAAUCGCAAAAAUUCUCGUCGACGUCCGAAGGAAGCGAAUACGUCACGACGGAGACAGAUGGCAGAGCCAUACUUAUUGCAGCCACUUAAUCUGCCCCAAUUGUAAUACGAACGAUUAUCGGAAGACCGGCACAGAAGCUCAGCUCCAGAAGCACUUUGAGGAGGACGAAGGUCAUCCAGAUACGGUAGAUCUUUCGGGAUAUUCUCGCUUCGCGCCGAAAGUGGAUGGCGGUCCCUGGUGA
Molecule: messenger RNA, 1722 nt
Organism: Trematosphaeria pertusa
Lineage: Eukaryota; Fungi; Ascomycota; Dothideomycetes; Pleosporales; Trematosphaeriaceae
Product: FabD/lysophospholipase-like protein
Exons: 4
Coding region: 1-1722 (573 amino acids)
Biological process (GO): arachidonate metabolic process
Cellular component (GO): membrane
Source: RefSeq, a predicted model, not a curated record